UUCCGAUUUUUUUCUAGAAUGGCUGCAAAACAAGAGACUGAACGGUCCUCGCCGGAAAUGAACGCCUGCAAGGUGAUUAUGAAAAGGUUGUUUUCCAAUACCUAUAAGAAUAUUGCUUGGGUUUUUUACGAGCCACUGGAUCCCCAGCUGCUGGGCCUCCACGAUUACCAUGAGAUUGUCCAAGAACCCAUGGAUCUGUCCACCGUGAGGCAUCGUUUGAAUACGGGUUGCUAUCUGAAUGCCGUGGAUUUCGCCAAAGACAUUAGGCUGAUUUUCUACAACACCUAUCUGUACACGAAUCCCGAUCACCUCUGCUACCACAUGGCCAAACAGCUGCAGAUCAUCUUCGAGGAUAUGUUCUCCCAUGUGCACCUCUACAUCUGCUCCGGCAGUAGAAUGCGCGCUGAAGAAGUGACGUCCUCCUCCUGCUCCUCAUCAUCGUCGGAGAACGAUGUGAGCUCCCCGGAGGUGUACUCCACCCGCAUAAUGGGUGCGCCCCCCGAAUGUACUCCGACCCCCGAAUGUACUCCGACCCCCGAAUCGACUCCGCCGGCACCCUUGGGAACUUCGGAGCAGCAGGAGCCGUUCACAGCCGAGGAGGACCUUGAUCUGCACGCCAAGAUUCAGCAGCUUGACGGCGAAGUGCUGCUCCACGUGAUCCAUUUCAUCCAACGCAUGGAGGGCGCCGAGUACUGCAACAAAGAGCUGGAGUUCGACAUCUGUAAAAUGAAGGUGCACACCAAGCGCGGCAUCCUGGAUUAUUUGGCCAACAAGGGGUUCACCGGCAAAAGAGCGGUCUGCACCAAGCCCAAAUAUAACUAA
Molecule: messenger RNA, 822 nt
Organism: Drosophila sechellia
Lineage: Eukaryota; Metazoa; Arthropoda; Insecta; Diptera; Drosophilidae
Gene: tbrd-3
Product: testis-specifically expressed bromodomain containing protein-3
Exons: 1
Coding region: 19-822 (267 amino acids)
Biological process (GO): regulation of DNA-templated transcription; chromatin remodeling
Cellular component (GO): nucleus; chromatin
Source: RefSeq, a predicted model, not a curated record